Messenger RNA from Onychomys torridus (southern grasshopper mouse), 1111 nucleotides. It is a transcript of the gene Bhlha15, whose product is annotated as basic helix-loop-helix family member a15. Bases 109 to 699 code for a protein of 196 amino acids. Lineage: Eukaryota; Metazoa; Chordata; Mammalia; Rodentia; Cricetidae. The transcript has 2 exons. Gene Ontology annotation, molecular function: protein dimerization activity. The record is from RefSeq and is a predicted model, not a curated record.
CCCGCCCGUGGUGGCUAAAGCUACGUGUCCUUGUCCCCCGUGGGCAGCCUCAGAGCGUGCGGCUUCAGAUCGGAUCCCCAGUUUGAAGGGCCUCUUCAAAAACAAGCUAUGAAGACCAAGAACCGACCUCCUCGGCGCCGGACACCCAUGCAGGACACAGAAGCCACCCCAGGAGAGCAGAGUCCUGACAGACCCCAGUCAGGCUCAGGGGGGUCGGAGCUGACAAAGGGUCUUCGGAGUAGGACGGCCCGUGCAGGCGGAGCCCGAGCAGAGGUCAGCCGCCGGCGACAGGGGUCUGGUGGCCGCAGGGAGAACAGUGUUCAGAGGCGACUGGAGAGCAAUGAGCGGGAAAGACAGCGGAUGCAUAAACUCAACAACGCCUUCCAAGCACUGCGUGAGGUCAUCCCGCAUGUGCGGGCUGACAAGAAACUCUCCAAGAUUGAGACGCUCACACUGGCCAAGAACUAUAUCAAGUCACUGACCGCCACCAUACUCACUAUGUCCAGCAGCCGCCUCCCAGGGCUGGAGGGGCCAGGUUCUGCACCAGGCCCUAAACUUUAUCAACACUACCAUCACCAGCAGCAGCAGCAGCAGCAGCAGCAGGUGGCUGGGGCUAUGCUGGGCACCACCGAGGACCAGCCCCAAGGCCACCUGCAACGGUACUCUACACAGAUUCACAGCUUCAGAGAGGGGAGCUAGCACCUGCUCUGGGCUCUGGGGUGGGUCGACAGUGCUGACCAGGUCUGCUCAUCUCAGCUCUGGUCCCUCCAUGCCACAAGCCUGACUGGUGAUGACACUAUUGGGUUCAUUUGGGGGUGCAGUGCUGGGGUAUGAACUAAGGGCUCUGUGCAUGCUAGACACGCACUCUACCUACUGAGCUACAUCCUGCAGCCCAAGGUUGAAUCUCUAGUGCCUAGAUUUUCCUUGAAAGUCAGCUCAGCCACCAACAUAGGGUGGUUUUUCCUAGCCACCCCAGGGACAAGGGAGUGAUCUGGGCCAUCAAGGCAUCUUGAGACCCAAAUCUCUGGGGAAAGCCUGCCCAGUCCCUGCAGUUCUUUCCACAAAAUAGGCAGGAUAAGGAACAUUCUUGCCUUCCUCACAAUUUUUUUUU